Boleophthalmus pectinirostris (great blue-spotted mudskipper) is the source of this 3917-nucleotide messenger RNA. RefSeq names its product electron transfer flavoprotein dehydrogenase (gene etfdh). Gene Ontology annotation, biological process: electron transport chain. Gene Ontology annotation, cellular component: mitochondrial inner membrane. The transcript is spliced from 13 exons. Bases 176 to 2041 code for a protein of 621 amino acids. Gene Ontology annotation, molecular function: electron-transferring-flavoprotein dehydrogenase activity; iron-sulfur cluster binding. The record is from RefSeq and is a predicted model, not a curated record. Lineage: Eukaryota; Metazoa; Chordata; Actinopteri; Gobiiformes; Gobiidae.
GGACGGUACGCACUGUCCGCCGGAAGCGCACCGUACGCCGCUGUUAUGAGAGGGCUUUUGUAACAUACUAUUUACACCUCUUUACACUGCGAGGUUACAUCACAUUGAGGUGACCACUGCAGACACACUAGCUACUGUAAAGGCGCGCUGGUGACCCUUCACUGGCGCACACGAAAUGCUUCCAGCGAGCAGAUAUUGCACUAAAGCCCACAGGUGUGUGCGAGCAUGGAGGUCGGUGAAGACAGACCAUGUGUGUCCUCAGUUGUACACGGCUCUGCACAGGAGAGCGUGCUCCUCUGUGGCCCCUCGCAUCACCACACACUACACUAUCCAUCCCAGAGACAAGGACCCCCGAUGGGAAGGGGUGGAGAUGGAGCGCUUCGCAGAUGAGGCAGAUGUGGUGAUUGUGGGUGGGGGUCCGGCGGGUCUGUCUGCUGCCAUCCGCUUGAAGCAACUGGCCCAAGAGCAGGAGAAGGAGCUAAGGGUGUGCCUGGUGGAAAAGGCCUCUCAGAUUGGGGCACACACACUGUCAGGGGCGUGUCUAGAACCCAGCGCCCUCACAGAACUCUUCCCCGACUGGAAAGAGAGAGGGGCUCCCCUCCAUACUCCAGUGACUGAAGACAUUUUCAGCAUUUUAACCGAAAAACACAGAAUACCUGUUCCCAUAUUGCCAGGGCUGCCCAUGAGGAACCAUGGUAACUACAUCGUGCGCUUGGGCAACCUGGUGCGCUGGCUGGGGGAGCAGGCUGAGGAGCUGGGUGUGGAGAUCUACCCUGGAUAUGCUGCUUCAGAGGUUUUGUUUCAUGAAGAUGGGAGUGUAAAAGGAAUUGCUACUAAUGAUGUGGGCAUUGCCAAGGAUGGAUCACCAAAGGAUGUUUUCGAGCGAGGGAUGGAGCUGCAUGCUAAAGUCACCAUUUUCGGAGAGGGCUGUCACGGACACUUGGCCAAACAACUGUACCAGAAGUUUAACCUGCGAGAGAACUGUGAGCCGCAGACUUACGCCAUCGGUCUGAAGGAGGUAUGGACGAUUGAUGAGAAGAAGUGGCGCCCGGGCCGAGUGGAGCAUUCUGUGGGCUGGCCCCUGAACAGACACACGUACGGGGGCUCCUUCCUCUACCACCUCAACGAAGGAGAGCCGCUGGUGGCCCUGGGCUUUGUGGUCGGUCUUGACUAUUCCAACCCGUACCUGAGCCCUUUCAGAGAGUUCCAGCGCUGGAAGCAUCACCCCUUUGUGGCUCCCACACUGGAGGGAGGCCAACGCAUCGCCUACGGAGCCCGUGCCCUCAACGAAGGAGGCUUCCAGUCCAUCCCAGAGCUGACGUUCCCCGGCGGGCUGCUGAUCGGCUGCAGUCCCGGCUUCAUGAAUGUGCCCAAGAUCAAAGGCACACACACAGCCAUGAAGUCAGGCAUGCUGGCUGCAGAGACCGUCUUCCCCAAGGUCACCGCGGAAGACCUCGACUCUGAGACCGCAGGUCUGCAUGUGCCAGAGUACAGCGAGGCGUUGAAGAAGUCGUCCAUUUGGCAGGAGCUGUACUCUGUGAGAAACAUCCGACCGUCCUUCCAUAACUACUUUGGCCUGUACGGAGGGAUGGUCUACACCGGCCUUUUCUACUGGAUCUUGAGAGGCAAGGAACCAUGGACACUGAAGCACAGUGGCCUCGACGCCCACCAGCUCAAACCAGCCAAGGAGUGCACUCCAAUCGAGUACCCGAAACCAGACGGCAAGAUCAGCUUCGACCUCCUCUCCUCCGUGGCUCUGAGCGGAACCAACCACGAGGGAGACCAGCCUGCCCACCUCACCCUGCGUGACGACUCCGUGCCGGUCAACAGGAACCUUGCUGUGUUCGACGGGCCCGAGCAGCGCUUUUGCCCCGCGGGUGUGUACGAGUACGUCCCCCUGGAUACCGGAGAUGGCAUGCGGUUACAGAUCAACGCUCAGAACUGUGUCCACUGUAAGACGUGCGAUAUCAAGGACCCCAGCCAGAACAUUAACUGGGUGGUGCCUGAAGGGGGCGGUGGACCUGCAUACAACGGGAUGUAGAUUUUUUUUUUUUUGUAUUCUGAUUGUAAAUGUGUUAGAGGAUGAAAUAUUUGCCAGUGUAUGAACUAUGUGCCUGGAUGCUCAAAUUCAAGACAAAUACUGAAAUCUUAACUUAUGGAGAUGGCUUUUCUUCCUUAUGCAGUUUUGACGUGGCUGCCUUAUUUCAUUGGAAUGCUGUGAAAAUGGAAACAUGGAGUCUGUGUUGGACAAACAUGACCAAGGAGAUGUCCAUUUCAUAUCACAUUUAUUGCAGACGUGGUUUAACAAUGUUGUCAGUGUUACUGUACAAUACAUUUUAUUUCUUAGUUUAAUUUAGUGUGUUCCCAAUAAUAUAUUUUAUGCGGUUCUACAUCUAACCAGUCUUUGAAGGAGAAACGACGCACAAUAUAGAGCAAUUUGCAUUUAGACUUACCAGCUUAGAGUAUCAGAUAAAAUGGGGUAAAGCAUUACUACGAAAAAAGAUCUAAAGUUCCAAUUCUCUCAGUAAAGAUGCACUGCAAGUCGCCCGUGUCUCUUCAUGGAGAUGUUAUUGCUCUGCUUGGAAUGUUCCACAGUAUGGCAUUAAACGUAUCCAUCUCCCUGGAGGCAUGCAAGUGGUGCCAUUAGGCCAGGUUACAGGUCAGAUCUGUGGAGAGGCAACCCUGCUCACAGUAAGAAUGUAUGUUUUUAAUCUUUUUGAGCAAUAAAAACACCUGUAAUAAUAAAAUGUUGUAUAUUCGACAGUAUGGCAUUAACAUAUCUCUAAGACUAAGCAAUAACGUCUCCAUGGAUAUGAAGCAGCGCACACUCAUCUAAGAAGUUACAGUGCAUCUUUAAACUUGAGUUUUAAGUAGUCAGAGGUCCAAAUCUUGUUUUAUCCUGGAACUACGCUAGAUUAAAUAUCUCAUUAUCAGUGAAGGAAACUGCAUUGUACGUGUGAAUGAAUGAACUGUGUAAAGACAAAUAAAAUGAUUUUUAGAGAAACUGUAUCAAAACAUGAUGACAUUUGGUGAACAGUUCUUACAGUAUACUUCAGUGCAUACAGUGACUUCUCACAGAUUCCAAACCCAUUUAAAUCACGCAAACAUUUUGGCAAACAUCUUUUUCUCUUUCUCCUUCUCCUCCUGGAUCUUGAGGUGGACUUUCUUCAUUUCGCCUAUGAUUGCUGUCAACAGAAAACGGAUUCAUUUAGUUUUACCUGUAGUGUAUCGCUUUAUUUAUUUUUUUGGUGAUUUUGCUCUUUCAAAAUAUAAGCUUUAAUGUGGAAAAAAGAUUGUCUGGUCUGCAUCGAAACAUGUUAUAUUAUUUAAUUUAAACAACUUGCAGGCAUAGAUUUAGACAGUUACCUCAAUCAGUUUUUCUCUCAUAGGGAUUAGGAUUCUGCUUUAAAUCUCCAGCAGAGGCCGAUAUUUUUGGUUGACCAGCCAGCUGCCUCCAUAUGCAUCAAGUUUUGAGCUUAAGUCCAGAGAGGGUACUGCAAAAAUGUGUUUACACCUUGUCUUGUCCAAUUUGUUGUAAAACAAGGUUAUUGAUGAGUUUGAAUUUGGCUCAAAUUAAUUAAUUUAGGUACAUUUUGGGGUAAAAUUUUGAAAACCUUUACAAUGAUCUUGAGCUGUAUCAGAACAAGUAUAACAGACUAGUAUACACCCAUGGACCACUGUGGGACAAACCUGGAUGACCGAGGGAUUACACAGAUAUAACACCACCACAUGGUGAUGAAGAAACAUUAUUUAAUGUUGAAAAUUGUUGCUUGACUUUUAUAUGAACUUUUAGGGAGUCUACUACCACCUGAAAACCAGCCUUUGGGCUAAAUCGGGUACAUUUACAUUGCUGUUUAUUAAUGUACACUGUCCCACUGAAAGAUAAAUAAAUAAAAUAAAAUCAUUCUAUUGUCUAA